AUACAGUUGUCAUCCGGGUUAUUGUGUGGUCUGGUCACACGUCAAGAUGGCGACACACAUGUCGAGGUGUAGAUCCUGGAGCCCCGUUCAAAGUUAUUCUGUGUAUGAUUCCAGGUAUGGGCUCGCAGCCUACAGGAGGUACAGCGGGGGCGGUGGGUACCCCAACAUCCCCCUGUCCUCCCCGCUGCCCGGGGUCCCCUCCCCGACGUUCGCCUCCGUGGACGGCCUGGAGAAGAGCGAGACCAGGAUCACCACUCUGGAAAACGGCCUGAGAGUGGCGUCUCAGAACAAGUUUGGUCAAUUCUGCACUGUUGGAAUUUUAGUUAAUUCCGGGUCAAGACACGAGACCAAGUAUCCCAGUGGGAUUGCUCAUUUCUUAGAGAAACUUGCCUUUUCUUCCACAGCUCAGUAUGGGAGUAGAGAUGAAAUUCUUCUGACGUUAGAGAAGCAUGGCGGAAUAUGUGACUGCCAAACAUCCAGAGACACCACUAUGUAUGCAAUCUCUGCAGAAGUGAAGGGCCUGGACACGGUGGUCAGCCUGCUGUCAGACGCUGUCCUGCAGCCUCGCCUGCUGGAUGAGGAGAUCGAGAUGACUCAAAUGGCCGUGCGUUUUGAGCUGGAGGAUCUGAACAUGAGGCCCGAUCCUGAGCCGUUACUCACAGAGAUGAUACAUGCUGCAGCGUACCGCGGGAACACGGUGGGCCUGCCGCGCUUCUGUCCCGGCGACAACGUGGACAAGAUCGACCAGGCCGUGCUGCACGGCUACCUGCGCAGCUACUACUGUCCUCAGCGCAUGGUGCUGGCCGGGGUGGGCAUUGAGCAUGAGCAGCUGGUGAAGUGUGCCCGCCGGUACCUGCUGAACACCAGGCCGGUGUGGGGCGAGGCCACGCCCACCGACGUGGACCUCUCCGUGGCCCAGUAUACCGGCGGCAUCGUCAAGAUGGAGAAGGAUAUGUCUGACGUCAGUCUGGGCCCCACCCCCAUCCCAGAACUUGCACACAUCAUGAUUGGUCUGGAGAGCUGCUCAUUUCUGGAGGACGACUUCAUCCCGUUCGCGGUGCUCAACAUGAUGAUGGGCGGGGGCGGCUCCUUCUCCGCAGGCGGGCCGGGGAAAGGCAUGUUUACCCGCCUCUACCUCAACGUCCUCAACAGGCAUCACUGGAUGUACAACGCCACCGCCUACCAUCACAGCUAUGAGGACAGCGGCCUGCUCUGCAUCCAUGCCAGCGCCGACCCCCGACAGCUUCGGGAGAUGGUGGAGAUCAUCACCAGGGAGUUCAUCCAGAUGGCGGGGACACCCGGAGAGAUGGAGCUGGAGAGGGCUAAGACCCAGCUCAAAUCCAUGCUUAUGAUGAAUCUGGAGUCGCGGCCGGUCGUCUUCGAGGACGUUGGUCGCCAGGUCCUCUCUACAGGGAAGAGGAAGCUGCCCCACGAGCUGUGUGCGCUCAUCAGCAACGUUACCACCAGUGACAUCAAGCGCGUCACCUCUAAGAUGCUGCGCAGCAAGCCGGCGGUGGCGGCACUGGGAGACCUCACGGAGCUGCCCUCCUUCGAACACAUCCAGGCCGCCCUGUCCAGCAAGGAUGGGCGCCUGCCGCGCACCUACCGCCUGUUCCGGUAGACCCCGCGGACCCCCUCUGCCCCGGACCCCCACCACCAUAUAUGUACAUAAACCGUAAAGGGAACCUGGAGACCCACUCACACGACAUCUCGCCCCAUGCAGAGGGGCUGUGGGGGAGGGGACUUUGUUCUGGAGUCCACCCCAACCAGGAGAUGUGGAGAGUAUUUCAUUUUUUUGUCAUUUUUAGUCUGUGUGUACCCAGCUGGAGCCUUUGUCAUUUGGGAGGACCUGUUUUUUUUUUUACAUUUGGGAUUGUUUAACUGGUCACCCCAAAUAACAAAUGCUGUACCUAGACUUGACGAGCAGAGGACUUCUGAGAACCGAAGCCCCGCAUCAAUCAGUAGCAAUUGUGGUUUGUGUGGUAGUUUUCCCUGUAGGCUUCCUGUUGUGUGAUUCAGAGGUUGGUCCUCUAUUUAGAUGAGCCUUUAUCUUCAGUUUGAGGAGGCGGGAUAAACAAAUUGUUUUCAGUUUUGCCUCUGUUCUUAAAGGAGAGUUAGGUGGUUUGCUCUGAUGAUACUUGGAUUCAGGUCGCCCUCCAGGCAAACUGCUUAAUUUGGAGGCUUUCUGUACAUUUGGCUCAUUGUCGUGCUAAAAUACCAGAUAAAAUGAAAACUUGGAAUUUCUCAGUCAUCGAUUGGUUACCCUGUAAGAAUGUUUUAUCUCUUCUCAACCCCGCUCGCCAUGUUUUGCCUAAUGCACAUGAACACUGCACAUGUAUAAACUAACAUACGUAGAUUGAUGUUAGCUUGUAGGUUUAUCCAAGCCUAUCAAUAUCUUACUACUAUAAUGGCAGGCCUGUCGCACCAGUUACUCAAGUUGGUCAUAUGCGCAUUUCCACCGGAGGGUGCGGGUCGGUUCGGUGCGGCUUGGUUGAGUACUGAAGGUGCGGUUCGGCGCAGCUCGGUUACGGCUCGCGUUUCCUCCGCCGACAGUACCCUUAUCGUAGGGCGGGGUUUGGCUUAAAUCGGGAGCCUCUUUUAAUAUGUUAGGUAAAAACAUCUAAUUUGCCGAAAUUGAGUGAUAGGUUAUACAAUUAAGAAAAAACAACGUUGGGCCUCUUCAUAACUAAUAUAUAUAUUAUUUUAAUUCAAUAAUGUACAAUUUUUUGCAAACCUUAAUUUUUGGUGCCCCCCCAGGUACUUGGUGCCCUACGCACUCUGCGUACUCUGCGUAUAAGGAGCGGCGGGCCUGGGUAAGACGUUAUGUUUUUAAACGUAACGCUUCCGCCGUCGAAAAACUCUCCACGGUAAGACGUUCUGUCUAUAGACUGUAUAAAUUGCGAUAAAAGAAGGGAAGAGACAAUUUCUCACUUCGACAAGCAACGGCAGGUCGUUCAUUUUGUCAUAUAAAAGCUGUUAAAUUCAAUCAUCGCACCGACCGGCAUAUCCGCACAUAAGUCACGUGAUAUUAAAUACAGUGUCCCUAUAACACAAAACGAAAACAUGUCAAAACAGUAUGAUGAAUUAUGUCUACAGAGCCAACACAAGACUACACCACGUUGCUCAAAUGUAAUAUUACUCUCCUUGAGCCUCCCGAAAUGUCUUUAAACUUUGUUGCUCAAACUUAAUAUUACUCUUCUCUUGAGCCUCCCGAAAUGUCUUGCAAUAUUGACAUCCCCCUUCUCCCCCUGCAGACUGUUUUAGUUUUAUUUUUUCUUACGUUUUGUGUGUAUGCUAUGUGUGACUGUUGGCUACUGCUGCCUGUCUUGGCCAGGACACUGGCAGAGAUGUUUAAUCUCAAUGAUUAUUAUUUUCAACUAACCAAUAGUAGUUGCCUUGCAUUUUAAAAUGUCAAUGCACCUUUCAGCCCUGAAUAACAGUAAAAGCUAUUUAAUAUUUGAUUUGCAUAUACUACUUUUUUUAGUGCUUAGCUGCUUUCAGACACACGUGCAAGUCCUGAUAUUCCACUGAUGGGCCGUAUGUGUGAACAACAUAUCCUGACAUUUGUACCCUGAAAAUCUAAUGUAUAAUACUACCCCCUGAGGUAGUAUUUUCUCCGUAGGAAAUGUAAAUUACCUUAAAUGUGAAUGAGUAGAAAGUCUGUAUUUCUCACACCACUUCAGUGGGCGUGUUGAUGACGCUUCUGCAUUUCAUUGAGUGGCCCCCUAAAUGAUAAUCAGCCUGUUGCCUUUUGUUCGCAGAAUGGUUAAAAAAUAUUUAAAUGAUGGUACUGCUUUUAAGAGUAAAUUGUGGUGAACUAAUUUUAUACGUUGUAACAUUAUAGGCAAAUUGUUGUAUUAUGCGCCCAGAAUUUAGUAACAUUAUCGACUGGGGUUUCCACAUUAUUGCUAUGGGUUUAAUUACAACCAGAGGUUGAGCGAGCAAAAACUCUAGUAAUAUUAAUUUGGCCAUAAAUACAAUAAUUUAUUUUAAAAGUCCUGAUGUUUUCAAAUGCAGGUUGGAUGGUUGAUAAACUGCCCAGCUGAAGAUCACUUUUAAAACCUUUUUAUUACAUCAUGUUACAUCAGACAAGUCAUAGAAAAUAAGUUGGGUCUGGACCAACCCACAGGCACUUUCAGUAGCAGAAGCCAACACACUCUUAGCUAGUUAGUGCCAUACCGUACAUUAUGUGGGGAAGCUGCACAAUGACAGUCUGUCUGGGGAUAAGAAAGAAGGCAGCCAACUAAAGGUAGAAGUCUGUUUUAACAAUCCAUGUUUCUUCUUAAGCAAACACUUGCUUCCGAGAUACAGUUGCAUGUGGCGUCAUUCAAGGUCUGAACUACACCAGUUACUUUCCACUGAAACAUCCAUACGAUACCAUCUGGGUGUGGGGAGGAGACCUUGGGAAAGACCCAGGACCAUGGAGAGAUUAGAUCAACACUGGCCGGGGAUCCCCCCCGUCAGAGCUGGUCAAUGUGGCCCAGGAAAGGAAAGUCUGGGGCCCCCUGCUGGAGCUGCUGCCCCCGCGACCCAACCCAGGAUGAGCGGUUGUUGAAGAUGAGAUGAGACGAUACAAUCUGAAAUUAAUUUUGUCCUUGAGAUUUUACAUGUGAUGCAGAAUUGGUCAACAAUCUUUGAAGUAUUAGAGUUGAAGGACAUGACUUAUGCCAGCAAACCAUUAAACAUCAUAGACAUUUGUGGUAAUGUAAGUAUAAGUAAACCUUUGAUCGAUUAAUCUAAAUAGUUUUAUCCAAGCUCCCAUUUGAAGCCAGGUUAAUUUCAAGCAUUUGGACUGGAAUGUAAAAUCUCAUUAAUAGUCACAUAUGUACCAUUUUGGUAUCAACGCUCCCCAAUAGUAUUAAAUAAGAUAACUGUAUAUUUACCAUUUAACCCCAAUGAAAAUGGCAUUAUUCAAAGCACUAUCAUUAGGGAAACAAGUUUAACAUUACGGGUUAUAAUCACCCUCAGUUCAUUUAUAAACCUUAAAUACAUUUUUUUUUUUGUCUCUUAUUAAAAACGUACAAAAUCCUUACAAACCCAAUACAAACACACCAAGCCUUGAAGGGUUAAUCAUAAGCAAGUUGUGGUGUAUAUAAAGCCCAGCCUGUUGUGUCAGCAGACCCCUGGGCUGUCUGACCUCAAGGUCCCUGCCCUCAAAGCACAGCCAGCCUCCACCAGGCCUCUCUCCCUCAC
Gadus chalcogrammus (walleye pollock) is the source of this 5193-nucleotide messenger RNA. RefSeq names its product peptidase, mitochondrial processing subunit alpha (gene pmpca). Bases 47 to 1621 code for a protein of 524 amino acids. The record is from RefSeq and is a predicted model, not a curated record. Gene Ontology annotation, molecular function: metal ion binding; metalloendopeptidase activity. Gene Ontology annotation, cellular component: mitochondrion. The transcript is spliced from 13 exons. Lineage: Eukaryota; Metazoa; Chordata; Actinopteri; Gadiformes; Gadidae.